This is a messenger RNA of Necator americanus (New World hookworm), 249 nucleotides long. RefSeq lists its product as uncharacterized. The record is from RefSeq and is a predicted model, not a curated record. Lineage: Eukaryota; Metazoa; Nematoda; Chromadorea; Rhabditida; Ancylostomatidae. The coding region runs from base 1 to 249 and encodes 82 amino acids. The transcript has 3 exons.
AUGACGUUGGUGGAGGACGUAUUUCUUCCGUGCAUCAUAGUUUGCCGCUCAGAGCCGCCUCCAUGCUACUAUAAGGCGGUGAACCGUUGUGGAGGUAUAGAUUCCACCAUGGCUAUGAAUUUAUGUUCAGUGAAUUCACUUAAUACUUCGAAAGUCUAUAAGCUGGUUUUGACCGGUGGUCCAUGUGGAGGGAAGACUACUGGGCAGUUUGAAAAAUAUUCACAAUACGCUCCACAAAAGUGCAGAUAA